AUGGCACCACAGGAUUCUUUUAUCGAGGAAGAGGGCGAUACAUGCCCUCUCUGCAUAGAGGAUUUCGAUCUUUCAGAUCGGAAUUUCCGGCCAUGUCCUUGUGGAUAUCAGGUUUGCCAGUUCUGUUUUAAUAAUAUCAAAAAUAAUAUGAACGGCCUCUGCCCAGCUUGUCGACGCCCCUACGAUGAGAAAACGAUACAAUACAAAGUCGUCACAACAGAAGAGGUGGCUGAAUUCCGUGCAAACAUCCAGAAAAAUCAAAAGAAGCGAGCCCAGGAGCAACGACAGAAAGAGGCCCAAAAGCGGGAAGCCGAGAAGGAGAACCGCAAAAAUUUGGUCGGAGUGCGAGUGGUCCAGAAAAACCUAGUGUACAUCACAGGUCUCGCGCCGACAGUGCGGGAGGAUGAGCUGCUCAAAACACUACGGAAACCUGAAUUUUUCGGCCAGUACGGCAAUAUUCAGAAAAUCUCCAUCAGCAAUAGGAAGAGCUCGGAUGGGCAACAUCAGUCACUCGGUAUCUACGUGACCUUCGAGAAACCGGAAGAAGCCACAAAGUGUAUCCAAGCCGUCCACGGCUCACAGAACGGCGAUCGGUACCUAAAGGCUCAGCAUGGGACGACGAAGUACUGUUCGGCAUGGUUGAAGAACGAGAAGUGUAAUAACCCUGGAUGCAUGUUCCUUCAUGAGCAAGGCGACGACGAGGAUAGCUACACUCGUCAAGACUUAUCCUCUAUGAACAGCAUACAUACCCAGAGGCCACUCCCUGGUGGAGGAAGCAGCGGCUCCUCACGGGUCGCGUCUCGACAGCUUUCCCACCCUACGCCGCCGCCGCAGCCGCAGCCCCAACCUGCCGCUCAAGCCAUGGCUCGAUCUGUGAGCAAAGACGGGUCUGAUGGUGGUGUAGACUCAUCUGCUUUACCAUCUUCGGCGAACUGGGCUCGAAAUCCACAGCGCAGUCGUCGCGGAAGCCAUGCUACCAGCGCUGCUGCAUCGAGUCCGGCCGUAUCUGCCGCCUUAGUAGCCACGGCAAAGGUUCAAGUUCAAGAGGAAGCAGUCGAGGAUCCUGAGCCGGCAACUCAGCAAGAGUCCAGUCCCCAGCUGCAACUCCAAAAGAAGCCAUCCGAAGAGUCCUGGCGGUCUGUUCCAGAAACCUCGCUCAAGGCUUUGAUCAAGAUCCUUCACGAAUGCCCGUUCCCCGACUUUCGAAAUGCGCUCCUUGAUGACUCUCAGUAUCCUCCCUUGUUCGAUAUUCAAGGGGGUGAGAGACGAAGGGCCAUGAGAGAGGAGGAUGAUCUCCGAAUCAAUGGCGAACAGGAAGAGCAGGUUGAAGCUGUUGAGCAGUCCGAGGGAGAACCAGAAGCCGGCGGGAGCCUGGCGUUGGGAGGUGAACCUGAGGAGCGUGAAGUGUCGGGGGAGAGCCUAGGCUUCGAACAAAGAAGGCCAGGAACUCAGCCGCCGAUCCAGCGAACAAAUACAGAUGGGCCAUUCGGUCCAGCCUUGGGCGCCUCGGCAUUUGGCCAGACUUCCACCAACCCUGUCACUCGAACCAUGACGCCUCAACAGAUUUUCAACAUGCGGUCCCAGGGUGGUUUCAACGAUCAGAUGCCACCUGGUAUCUCCAACCAGACCAACCUUUUCCAAUCCCAAGGUCACAAUCGACAGUCCUCGCGCUUUAACUUUGCCAACGAGAGCGGUAGUUCUGUGACGAACAUUAAGCUGUCAGCGAACCCCCGCAUCAUGGCGCAACAAUCAUCAAUGAUGCCAAAUUCGUUUCAAUCUCAAGGCAACCAAUACUAUGCAUCGUCAAUGCCCGGUCCGCCACCUGGGCUUAAAUCAACCGGAACCCCCCCAAAUAUGUUUGGGCAGAGCGGGUUCGCCGGGUCUGCCUUUGCAGGUACCCCGAAAGAUUCAUCCAACGACCUCUUACAAACCUUAAUCGGACGUACUCGGGGAGCCAACAAUCAAGCUCCUGAUACUGGAAAGCGUGAGUACAUGAUCUCUUCUUUUUCUAAUCAGUACCCACCCUCUACCUCUACCCCAGCUCCUGCUCCUGGCCUUCUAUCGCUCUAUGGCACUCAGCCCGGAGCGUUCCAAGAUUUUGGUUCCAAGCAGAAGAAGAAGGGGAAGAAGCAUAGACAUGCUAACACUUCCUCCUCGGGGGGGAGUGGCUUAGUUGAUCUUGCGGACCCGAGUAUCCUUCAGGCAAGGAUGCAACACCAGCCGCAGAGCAAUGCCGGAGCCGCACAUGGACUGUUUGGUGGUCAGAGCCAAGAUGACGAUCUGCCAUCCCUGGAUGAAGCUACGAGCUCGGUAGAUGCAUUGGUGUCCGACGACACAUUUGAUAGUAUCAUCCAGUCUGUGUCAGCUCUACAGAACCCCAGCGGUCCGUCUGUGCCGCCUGGAUUUGAUGACUCCAUGGGUUACCGCCCUCCCGGCCUAGGAUACGAUGCAUUUCAAAGCCAGUCUCGUUUCACGAAUGCUAUGACUUCCAUCACAGCCGGACCGCCACCCGGUCUGUCUGCUGGAGUAUUGACUCCAGAACAACCGCCUCGUAGUGUGCUUGCACCAAGCUCAACUGAGACGAGACAGGGAGCCGGAAGCUUGGUUGCUGAGAGUGGGCUUGCAAAGAUCAUGUUAGGCCAGAGCCAGGCAGACCCAGCUCGGCCCAGCACUGCCCUUCAGGAAGAAGAUUUCCCAGCUUUGAAUGCUCCCAAGUCUGGAAAGUCCAGUGGACGGCCCUCCCUGACUGCUGUCCCAGCAGUUCCAACCCCGAAGGGCACCCCGGCCCUGAAGAAACAGCAACUCGACAAGACAAUCAGCACUCAACUUAGUAGCCCGGAUCCAAAAUCGCCCGUGCUUGCUAGAGCGGACGUCAAGAGGGUUGAAACUCCUUCUCCCCCCUCGCUCAAGACAGUUGAUACUCGCGACAAUCACGAGAAGCCGUCGAGCGCUCAAUCUAGCGCUUUUCCACCUCUUCCAAUACCCUCAUCGGGCAAUGCCUCCCCCUCCACCACGCGAGCGCCCAAAACACUGCGGCUUCUCCCCAUCCAAAAAAUGGAAGUCCCACCUGUGGCCUCGCCAAUCUCCGCCGUGUCGAGGGCGCUCUCCUUGACAUAUCGACCGGGCACUCCUGGUAGUGAGAUGAUUAGUGACACAGCUUCCGUGGUUUCGGCGUCCGUGUCUGCAUCUCGAGCUGGAUCUCCUCCACCAUCCAGAGUAGGCGCUGCUGCAGUGCGUACAACCACGAAGAGCCAGCAACGCAAGCAACGAAAGGACGCCCUCAAAGAAGAUACAAAAGCGAUCGUUGAGGCUCCGAAGCCUGAGCUAGAGGAACAUGCUCCGGUGCUGGGUCGAAAGAAGAAGGUGAAGAAGGAAAAGGCGCGAAAGACUGUCGUGCCUCAGCUCCAGGAAACGGCAGCGGGAUAUGACGCGAAACUUGUCGAGGAAGAGAAGCCCGCGCCGGUGAAAGCCGCCGAAGACGUUGUUCAACCACCAGCUCCUAGCAAACAAGAAUCGCAGGCUCCGCCAAAACCAACCAGCAGCGAACGCAAAGCCGAGAACAAGGGCAAGGCGGUUGAUCGUGCUCCAAAGCCAUCCCCCGUAAAAAUCGAGGACGACAACGAGACUCAAACUGCAGAGCCAACCCCCGUUUCAGAAGGCGGUGAGGUUGAGGAAGGCGACAAAAACGAGAAACCGCAGCUCGGGCCGCUUUCUAUAUUCAUUGAUAUUAAAGACAGCCUCUGGACGGCCACCGUCGAUAAACUUCAAAUGCUAAAGCCAGUGACAUCUGCUUCCUCCAGGGUGGAGCAGAGCACCUCCCGUGACCGCACUGUGUCCCCGGCAUCAACUGAGGACCGGGCCACCCGUUGCAAGGACACCGCUUGCAAGUGUGGUGAGAUUCAGGACUCCGACCUCACAGCAUUGCGAGCCGGAAAACCUGUCCGCAAACAGUUUCACGUUGAUGGUAGCAGAAUGCUGAUAACGCCCAAUGGGGAUUGCGUUCGCGGGUUGACUGUUGAAGAAGAGAACACGUUCCUGGAUUUGCAGAAUUCCAUUGCCGGCCAUGCCGAGCAUCCUGGCGCUUUUGUUGCAGCUCGGCACCAACCUGGAAGCGGCGCGUUCUCCCUCAUAAAGGGGAGGGCUGUUCCCAAUGGGCGUCCGAACAUCUUCCCCGCCACAUCCCAACCCCAGACACAAGACCCGAUCGGAAAGCUCCAGCGAGAGGAUGCCCUCAGCUACAUCAACCAGUACGUCCUUCCAAGGCUCAACCUGGGCCCCACCAAUGUCGGCUGGCCAAAGGGCGCAACCUUGCGGCAAGAUGCGGCAGCGGCAAGCCUCAACUCCUUGGCCCCAUAUUUCUAUGGUCCUGAUGCUGCUGCCGGCGUUGGUAUCUACAGCGCUCCAGACGGCAAGGAUUUCAGUACCCCCUCGACAGUUCUUCAUCAUCCUACUGAGGACGGGGCGGCCAAGUUUGGCAAUGCUGGUGUGAGUGGUAUGCCUCUGAUGAGCGUGGAGGAUGCCGAGGGCGCACUCGUAGCAGCCAGAAAGGAAACGGAGAAGCUGGAGAAGGGCUUGAACCAGGUUAUUAAGAGAAACCGAAGGCUUCUGGUCGGAACCGGCAACUAA
Molecule: messenger RNA, 4626 nt
Organism: Clonostachys solani
Lineage: Eukaryota; Fungi; Ascomycota; Sordariomycetes; Hypocreales; Bionectriaceae
Source: the annotation of a GenBank genome assembly